Messenger RNA from Scatophagus argus, 854 nucleotides. RefSeq lists its product as uncharacterized. Bases 51 to 734 code for a protein of 227 amino acids. NCBI's taxonomy places the organism in Eukaryota, Metazoa, Chordata, Actinopteri, Scatophagidae. The record is from RefSeq and is a predicted model, not a curated record. The transcript has 7 exons.
UUUAAUGCACCAGUUUUAAGCUUGAAGCAGACACAAUCAGCAGGCGAGCCAUGAUGAGGUUUAUUCAUGUUGCUGUGGCUGUGCUCAGUCUUCUGGCUGUUGGACAGUCAGCUCCUGUGACCAGCUGUGACAGUCUGAUCCAAACGCUUGAAAUCAGUGGAAGAGAGCAGUUGCUGGGCAAGUGGUUCCAAGUAGCCGAAAGCACAAACAACCGAGAUGCUGAGCUGAUAGCAAAAAGUCUUCGUGAGAGUUUAUGGAUAAAGAUCAGUGCUGCUAAUGGAAAUGAUGACAUUGCCCUCAUGUUCACAGCAAAAGCGUCUAGCCUUUGUCUCACAACCACAAAUAAGGCAACUUUGAAAAACAACACUAUCCAACCAGCCAUAGCUAAUGAGACCCUGAAACACCUUCUCCCACCAGUGCCUUUACCUACAAUAAGCCUACUGAAAACUGGCUGUACUGAAUGUUUGGUGCUCCAUUCACAAUACCAGAUGUUUAGAAGUACAAUCGGAGUUCUUCAGUUACUGAGCAAGAGAAGAACUGUGACUGCUGCUGAGAUGGAAGAGUUCAAGAAGCAAGCAGAAUGCCUUAACUUGCCACAGCCAUUUAGCCUGAACCCAGAUGCAGGUGUUUGCUCAGAACCUCCCUCUCAAGACACAGAGAUGAACGUGCAUAUGCCACGUGUGUUUCUUGAUGGACAGACAUCUGAGAUUCAAAACAAAACUAAGACAUUUUAACAGCAAUGAAGGUGGACCAGAAAAUUUCCUCAAAACAGUCUUUCAAAUACUUGAAAAAAAAAUGAUUACGUGUACAGAUGCUGUUUCUGAGAGAAUUUUGUCAAUAAAAAAGGAAUGUGA